This is a messenger RNA of Letharia columbiana, 336 nucleotides long. RefSeq lists its product as uncharacterized. Gene Ontology annotation, cellular component: PAM complex, Tim23 associated import motor. The coding region runs from base 1 to 336 and encodes 111 amino acids. Gene Ontology annotation, molecular function: ATPase activator activity. The record is from RefSeq and is a predicted model, not a curated record. Lineage: Eukaryota; Fungi; Ascomycota; Lecanoromycetes; Lecanorales; Parmeliaceae. The transcript has 3 exons. Gene Ontology annotation, biological process: protein import into mitochondrial matrix.
AUGGCGACGGUGAUAGGAGUGGGAGUAGGAGUUGCUGCUGCUGCGUUCUUAGGGCGAGCGGGCCUAGUAGCGUUCAGAAAAUAUCGCGGUGGAGCAGCAGGCGCGCGCGCUUUGGGCAAGGCUUACUACAAAGGCGGCUUUGAGCCUAGGAUGAAUAGAAGGGAGGCGUCGUUGAUAUUACAGCUCAAUGAGCGCAUGCUUACAAAAGAGAAAAUACGGAAAAAUCAUCGACAACUUAUGCUGCUGAACCAUCCAGAUAGAGGGGGAAGUCCGUAUUUGGCUACGAAAGUGAAUGAGGCGAAAGAGUUGCUGGAGAAGAGUUCGGGACAUUUAUGA